AUUUCGUUCCUACACUUCUCUUCCCCCUUUUUCUCUCUUCCACGCCGGCCAGACCGACCUCGAGAUUCUGAAUCCCUCUGAAGUGCCCCAUCUCCAGAUACCCCGCGCCGCCAUGCCGAACCUCGCGUCCGCCCGCUACGGCAAGGAUAAUGUCCGCGUCUGCAAGGUCCAGAGGGACGAGAAGACGGGUUUUCAUACGGUCACAGAGAUGACGGUGUCCUGUUUGCUCGAGGGCCAGAUCGAGACAUCGUACACCGCCGCGGACAACAGCGUCGUGGUCGCCACGGACUCGAUCAAGAACACAAUCUACAUCAAGGCCAAGGAACACCCCGUCAACCCGCCAGAGCUCUACGCCAGCCUCCUGGGCCAGCACUUCCUCGACAAGUACCCGCACAUCAGCACAGCGCACGUCAACCUCGCGGUGCACCGGUGGACGCGCUUGGAGGUUGACGGCGCGCCGCACCCGCACAGCUUCUACCGCGACGGCCAGGAGACGCGCAACGUCGAGGUCGCCGUCUCCCGCGGGCCGGGCGGCAUCCGCAUCAAGAGCAGCAUCGUCGGCCUGUCGGUGUUCAAGAGCACCGGCUCGGCCUUCCACGGGUUCGUGCGCGACGAGUACACCACCCUGCCCGAGACCUGGGACCGCAUCCUGUCGACCGACGUCGACUGCUCCUGGACCUGGAAGCCCUUCGACACCGUCGAGGCCGUGCAGCAGCGGGUGGAGCGGUUCGACAAGGCGUGGGAGAGCGCCCGCGGCAUCAUCCUGAGGCUGUUUGCCGUCGAGGAGAGCCCGUCGGUGCAGAAUACUAUGUACAAGAUGUCCGAACAGAUCCUCGAGGCGGUGCCUGAAGUUGACAGGGUUGACUUUGCGCUGCCGAACAAGCACUACUUCGAGCUCGAUCUGAGCUGGCACAAGGGAAUCAAGAACACGGGGAAGGACGCCGAGGUUUAUGUGCCACAGUCUGGGCCCAACGGUUUGAUCAAGUGCGAGGUUGCCCGUGACGAAACGACUCUGGCGCACCGGUGAAGAACAAGAAGGAGAAGGAGAAGGAAGAAGGACGAGAUGACGAGUAGUUGGGAGGAAGUUAGCUUCAGGCGCCUUUAGCGUCGUCAUGAUCUGCAUAUCUGAUGGUUCAGCGCAGCAAGUCUAUAUUUUAGCCGGAAACAACAUUACCUCGAGCCCCGGAAGGGGACCUGAGAUUUUUAAUCUGACUAUCUGUUUGAUACUCUCGAACCAGACCAUGUGUCUGAUGAAACCAUGACUCCGACCGCGUCCAAACAAGGUUCUCGUGAUAUACAUACAGUAAUGUGAUGUUGUUACAGAAAGACUCAGCUCCGGAGUCAGCAAAACCCCCCUUUGGCAUACCUUCCCCCUCUACAUUCCCCCUCGCUUCAUUUGGCCACAACCCUAUAUCCUCGCGGUAUCCGAUUCCCUCACGGCCUUGACCAUCUCCUCCCAGCCCGGCGACCCCACCACCUUGCCACCAAACCGCACCAGGUUCUGCUUGUACGGAUGCGCGUCGCCCUCAAACGCCUUCAGCCGCGCCAACCGCUUGUCGCGCAGCCGAUUCUUGGGCAGCAUGCCGCUGACGGCCUUGCGCAGCACCUCGGCCCCGCCGUGCUUCUCCAUCAGCGCGUCCAUGGUGAUGGUCUUGAGCGAGCCGGGCCGCGUGUUGUGCCGGUAGUAGACCUUGCGGUACUUCUUCUUGCCCGUCGUGUAGAGCGCCGCGCAGUUGGUCACCACCACGUAGUCGCCGCAGUCGGUCGACGGGUCCCAGAUCGGCUUGUGCUUCCCCAUGAGGAGCGUGGCGAUGCGCGAGGCAAGCCGGCCCAGCGACGGCGGCGUGACGGCCUCGGGCGGCGACUUGACCGUGCUCAGCGUCGGGUGCGGCGCCGACGCCGAGAUGUGGUGCCAUACCCUCGAGUAGGCGAGCCUUGUAGCCCCCACUGUCUGUGACAUUGUCGGCGGCGUAGAAGGGAAUAUUCAGAGAAGCGAUGGCCAAGAAGAGCCCCUGGGAACUAGUCCCUCAUCGACGAGGAGGAUGCUGGCCUCUGCGGUUCUCAGGCCGGCACGGGUUCAAUAUGCCCCGAGUCAAACAAGUCUCAAGGAGGACCGGGCAGAAGCGGGUGCUGG
This is a messenger RNA of Thermothelomyces thermophilus ATCC 42464, 2134 nucleotides long. RefSeq lists its product as uncharacterized. Gene Ontology annotation, cellular component: peroxisome. Gene Ontology annotation, biological process: urate catabolic process; purine nucleobase catabolic process. The transcript is spliced from 4 exons. The coding region runs from base 113 to 1027 and encodes 304 amino acids. Lineage: Eukaryota; Fungi; Ascomycota; Sordariomycetes; Sordariales; Chaetomiaceae. Gene Ontology annotation, molecular function: urate oxidase activity. The record is from RefSeq and is a predicted model, not a curated record.